AUGAUCCUCACCGCUCCGGCGUUAUCGUCGUCGGUGUCCGAGUUGCACGGAAUGACACUUUCCUCGGUCAGCUCGCUUACAAUCAACCCUGAACCGGUUGUUCAGUUCAAUCUGCAAGUCCCGUCGCGGACGUCGCAAACUUUGCAUGAUUCCGGCUUUCUGGCCCUGCAUAUCCUCCCUCCAGUCCAGGAUUCUGUGCGACUCGCAAGAGCGUUCUCCAGAGGAACCCAGGGAGCACACCUCACCAAGCCGUUCGAGGAACUACGGCCCGACGAGUGGCGCUAUUUUGCCGCAAACGGGAUCAAAAUUCCCAUUCUCUCGCUCGCAGAAAGAGUCCUCAUCUGCGAAAAACAUAAAGUGUUCCGCGUAUACAACCACGAGCUAUGGACUUGUGGCGUCAAGGAAAUUGUCGACAACGCGUCGGCCGCCUCGUCAGGAGGCCUCAUCUAUUAUAAUCGCCGGUUCCACACAGUGGGGAACAAGUUAGAACAAUAA
Messenger RNA from Ogataea philodendri, 495 nucleotides. RefSeq lists its product as uncharacterized. Gene Ontology annotation, molecular function: FMN binding; riboflavin reductase (NADPH) activity. The record is from RefSeq and is a predicted model, not a curated record. The coding region runs from base 1 to 495 and encodes 164 amino acids. The transcript has a single exon. NCBI's taxonomy places the organism in Eukaryota, Fungi, Ascomycota, Pichiomycetes, Pichiales, Pichiaceae.